This is a messenger RNA of Cooperia oncophora, 753 nucleotides long. The record is from the annotation of a GenBank genome assembly. Lineage: Eukaryota; Metazoa; Nematoda; Chromadorea; Rhabditida; Trichostrongylidae.
AUGUCAAACUUAUACGCACCACUGACUUUCGAUAGUGUGAGCAAGUGGAAUUGUGGAACUGUGUCAAAUCUAUCGCAAAUCUCAUUGUUGAAAAUUCUAGGGGAAGGUGCAGAUGAGCUUUUCGGAUCCUAUGCAUAUAUGCAACGAGCACCGAAUGCAUUCCAUCUGCAUAAAGAAAUCCUUCGUCGAUUAACACACCUUCAUCAAUACGAUGUACUGAGGUGCGACAGAUCAACAUCGUGUCACGGCUUGGAAAUUCGUGUGCCAUUCCUGGACAAGAGGUUCAUCGAUCUCGUCGCGCGACUUCCUCCAACCUAUAAACUGAUCCCGAUGAAGCUGGAGAAGUUCAUUCUACGAAGUGCUUUCGAAGGAUGGCUGCCAGAUGAGGUGCUUUGGAGGAGUAAAGAAGGUUUUGCAGAAGCCCUUGGUAAAACCGACCUUGGCGACAUCGUCCAUCAGUAUGCCAGUUCGUUAAUCUCCGAGAAAAAGUUCUCGGAACGAGCUGAUCGCUUCCCGGACAGGACACCCGAGACUCCCGAGGAGUACUGGUAUAGGGAGAUAUUUGAGGACACAUUCCACUAUGGAAAAGUCGGACCAUUGGUUCACACCAAAGUGUACAGAACAGCAGCUUGGCAUCUGGUCGAGGAAAAAGAAAAUCUGAAAGAGUCACUAGAAGUGAAGCAAGAAGUUCAGUCAAUGAUGCGCUUGCGACGUCGAUCAACAGGCAGCACAACCCUGUCUGGAGUCGCGUGA